This is a messenger RNA of Loa loa (African eye worm), 447 nucleotides long. RefSeq lists its product as hypothetical. Lineage: Eukaryota; Metazoa; Nematoda; Chromadorea; Rhabditida; Onchocercidae. The record is from RefSeq and is a predicted model, not a curated record. The transcript is spliced from 2 exons. The coding region runs from base 1 to 447 and encodes 148 amino acids.
AUGAUUACAGAUGCUUUGCUAUUAUUUACUCCAACACUUUUUCCAAAUUCUGUUCGUGAAAUUAACCGUUUCCUACGCGCAGCUCGAAUAUCACUCAUUUUAAUUGAUUUAUGUGAUGUUGUUUUCCGACCAUUUCUUUCUUUUACAAUAUAUUCGAAUACAAAUGAUGAUGAUUUUUUUCAUGAUAUAUUAGACAGUUUAACAUAUCUAUGCAAUUGGUUAAAUUCCGAUAUCAUAAAUAAUGAAAUUGCCGAAAGUACAGAUGACAAUGAUAAUGGUAAAGGUAAUGAUUACAAUGAUGAUGAUGAUAAUGAUAAUGAUGACGAUGAUGGCGAUGAUGAUAAUGAUGAUGAUGAUGGUGAUGAUGAUGGUGAUGAUAUAUUGUGCUCAGUGACGAAAUUACCUGAUAUUACUUGUUAUUAUCAGAUUACUUAUCUUGCAGAUUAA